Messenger RNA from Necator americanus (New World hookworm), 1998 nucleotides. RefSeq lists its product as uncharacterized. The transcript is spliced from 20 exons. The record is from RefSeq and is a predicted model, not a curated record. Gene Ontology annotation, cellular component: nucleus; mitotic spindle pole; mitochondrion. Lineage: Eukaryota; Metazoa; Nematoda; Chromadorea; Rhabditida; Ancylostomatidae. Gene Ontology annotation, molecular function: microtubule binding. Bases 1 to 1998 code for a protein of 665 amino acids.
AUGUUGAAACGACUCAAUCAAUUCAGAGACUACAAUGUAUUGAGAACCCGCGAUCCAACGGCUCUGGGCAAGUGUGAUGUAGUUGUUGAUGUUGGAGGAGUCUACGACCACGCGCACAAGCGCUAUGAUCAUCACCAAAAGGAAUUUGCAGAAACAAUGCAAACAUUGGGUGUUCUUGAUUUCAACACUAAACUGAGCUCAGCUGGUUUGGUUUACGCUCACUAUGGAAGACAGUUGAUUGCAGAGAUCCUCGGUUUAUGUCACGAUGACAAGAUGGUUGGAAUUUUCUACAGAAAGCUCUAUGAAACAUUUGUGGAGGGAAUAGAUGCUAUCGAUAAUGGUAUUCCUCAGUACGAUGGGACACCGAGCACAUUUGUUAAAAGCCAUCCCUUAAGUGUUUAUGUUGAUGACAUGGGUAUAGGCGAAUUCGAGGCCAGUGUCUCAUAUUUGGCUAAUGUCUGGUGGCCGGCAAGAGAAAUUGUAGAGAAAGCAAUCGAUGAAGCUACUCAGACAGACAGCAGUGGAAGAAUUGUUCACAUUUCAUCAGGUGGUGUUCCUUGGAAAGAGCACUUCUUUCAGCUGGAGGAAGAGAAAGGUCUAUCGUCUCGGAAUAUGACUUAUAUGAUCUAUGAAGAUACCACAUCUAACACCUAUCGCAUACAAGCAAUUCCAACUAACAGUUUUUCUACUUUUGAUAACAGAAUGCCUCUUCCUAAAGCUUGGCGAGGUUUACGUGAUGAGGAGCUAUCAAAUAUUUGUGGAAUUGAGGGAUGUAUCUUCGUUCACAUGACCGGAUUUAUCGGUGGGAACAAGACUUUAGACGGCGCUUUAGCCAUGGCUAGGAAAGCUAUUCAGAUUGGUGAUGCCGAGGGAUUAGUCAUGGAUGAACGCCCAGCAAAAAUAGCCAGCAGUGUAGCUGUUACCGCGACAAUCGUUGGAGUUGGAGCUGCUGCUGCGUAUAUUUAUAGCAAACAUUUUCGUUCAAUACGAAGACAAAAUGAGCAUGUAAGGCAUGCAAUAGAGGUGUUAGGUUCGGAGAUCCAUGCCUUGAGAAAGGAAAUCAUGGAAUUGAAGAAGCAAGAGAACGGCGUCAUUCCUCGAACACCUUCAAGAAAUCGUGGCCGCCUUCGAAACCUUGAGAAAGGUGGUGCUGGAGAUGGUUCUUCUACCUCUCAGAAGUGCAACCAAAUAUAUGGGCGAAUAUCGAGUUAUCAGUCACUAACGUCCGAUACCGAUUAUGCUGAUGCUGAGGAGGAGUGGGAAAGUGAAGUUGUGUUUAGUUCGCCUUCUAAACAACCAGCUGUUCCACUUCCAUCAAUGUCUUUCGCGGAUAUAGAUCAAAUUUUUGGCACAGAGAACGUACGACCGGGCUACGACAUUCUUAAGAAGCGCUACGAAGAAGGCGACAAGUCGUCCGAGCUCCUUUGGCGGCUUGCCAAAUUCUGCCAUGAAAUGGCCUGUCGCACCUCUGACAAGAGCAAGAAGAAGGAUUUCGUACUGGAAGGCAAAGCAUUUGCUCUAGAGGGGCAUCAGGCCAAUGAGGAUGAUUUUAAUGCGUUGAAGUGGGCAGCAAUUAUGACCGGGCAAUCAACAGAUUAUCUUGGAACCAAAGAAAAAAUAGAGGAAGGUGGAAAGUUUAAGGAGCUAUUGGAUAAAGCGCUUGCUAGAAAUAACAAGGAAUUUUCAUUGUUGCACAUGAGGGGAAGGUACUCGUACUCUGUGGCGAAUCUCUCCUGGAUCGAACGGAAGGCCGCUGCGGUGUUCUACGCUACACCUCCUACGGCCUCAAUGGAGGAAGCGUUAGAUGACUUCCUAGCAGCUUACGAAGAGAAACCAGAAUGGAUGGAGAAUUUGAUCUAUAUUGCGCGUAUCUACUUAGCUAAAAACGACAAGGAGAACGCCAAGAAGUUCCUCAACAAAAUACUUGCCAUAUCACCAUCUGAUGAGUCAGAGCGUGAACUUCUGCGAGAAGCCAAUAAAAUGCUGGUGAAAUGCUAG